AUGUCAACCUUCAUUGUCCGUCCGUCCAACACGGACAAGGAUCCAUUUCGGAUCAAAUUGACGGCUGUCUCCAUGCUCUCACUGAAGCUCAAGUCCGGUGACACUUGCGAGCUGCGAAGCACAGAUAGUGCUGAAUAUGGUAAAAAGAAACUGGCGAUAGCCUGGGAGGCCUCCGGAGCAGGCAUGAAAGACUCGAUUGUUCAAACCUCCAAGCUCCUUCAAGAAGUGUACGGGUUCAAACUGGGCGAUAAGAUUGUAAUUGCCAGAUCGUCACAAUUGUUGCAGGACUCCGACCGGGUCAGCCUCGAACAUGUCGGAUCGACUCUUGACGAGGAGGGGACGAAAUUCUGGGAGACUUAUGCCAAAUCAGCUAUUCCUGGAGUUGACGAGUGCUUGGUCGAAUCUCAGCGGCUGCGAUUCAGAUUGGGACUUGAAGUUACGGAGUUCGUCGUCAAGGAUGUUGCAGCCCAUGAUGCCAUGAUCGCGCGCGUGUCGAAGAACACCAAGUUUCGGAUUAGUACAUCCAAUGAACCGACCGCAGCUUUGGAAAUCGACUUCAGUCCUAGCCAUCUCGGUGGGUUGCAAGAAGCUGUUCGUCAGGUACGAGACAUUGUCACUAGAAUCUGCCGACCAGUCGUCAAGAGUCACUUCAAGUUGUAUCGACCUAUCCAGGGCGUCCUUCUUUACGGGGCAAAGGGCACGGGAAAAAGUGCAUUUAUCUCGGCUCUGGCACAGUCCGGAUGGCCAACCGUUGUCGAUUGGAAACCGGGGACACAGCUUCGGCUAUCAAAUGAGCCCCAGCUGAUUAUCCUGUCUCCGAGAUACAUAUUGCGCAACGCAGGAGGUGGGUCUAACAUGGUGAACGAACUUGACAAGUUGUUCGAUCAAAUCAAGGACAGUCCAAUAUUGGUCGUGAGCGAGGUUCGACAUCCAAAUGACGUUGACGGGGCUUUACGAUCUGAAGGGAAAUUCGCGGCCGAGAUCGAAUUGCCUAUCCCGUCCGCGCUGCAGAGGAAGGAGAUUUUGGUCGCCUUGCGUGGUGACGACAUUGUACCGCCAACCGGCCUGCUUCAGGAGAUGGCGGAGAGAACUCAUGGCUACGUCGGUGCGGACCUGUAUGCGCUCGUCCGGCGGACUUUGGAACUUGCAGCCGAUCGGUCUCCAUCAAAUGCGCCUCCCACGGUCAAUGGCAAGAAGUCCUUACCAAAGGGAGACAGAACAACGUUGCGAGAUACUUCGGGCGAGCCCCUUGCGCCGCUGGAAGUGAAGUCGAUAGAUCUUGAAGAAGCCCUUCGCGAGAUACGGCCAUCCGCCCUACAAGAGAUUUUCCUCGAAACACCCAAUGUUCACUGGUCCGACAUUGGCGGGCAACAUGAGAUUAAACGACAGUUGCACAAUGCAGUUGAAAGGCCGUUGAAGUUCGCCGAUCGCAUGAGAAAGUUGGGACUGCAGCCGAAGAAAGGCGUCCUUCUGUACGGACCACCGGGUUGUUCCAAGACGUUGUUGGUCAGGGCGCUCGCCACCGAAGCUGGCCUCAACUUCCUGGCAGUCAAAGGCGCUGAAUUGAUUUCCAUGUAUGUCGGCGAGAGCGAAAGAGCGACGCGGGAAGUGUUCCGGAAAGCCAGAGCAGCCAGUCCGAGCAUCAUCUUCUUCGACGAGAUUGACGCCAUUGCCUCUCGCGGCAGAAGUGGAAGCGACUUGAACGUCCUGACGACUCUUCUGAAUGAGAUGGACGGCUUUGAAGAACUACGCAAUGUCCUGGUCGUGGCUGCAACCAACAAACCCCAGAACAUUGAUCCGGCGUUGAUGCGACCAGGGAGAUUCGACAACGUGGUAUACAUUGGCCCACCAGACCUCGAGGCAAGGAGGGAGAUCUUCCUGAAGCGGUUAGAGAAGAUCGACGAGGAACAACGACUGGAGUUAUACGAAGAUAUUGAAGAGUUUGCCAGAGCGACUGAAGGAUUCUCGGGAGCCGAGAUUGUCGCCAUCUGUCAGACUGCCGGAGAAUAUGCGUUUGAUGCAGACCGAGACGUGAUCAUCUCCGAGGACAUUAGAAAGGCGAUUGAGAACACUCCUAAGAGCAUUACAAGAGAAAUGCUGUUCGAAUUCGAAAGCUGGAACAAUGCUCGAAUGCGAUAG
Molecule: messenger RNA, 2139 nt
Organism: Capronia coronata CBS 617.96
Lineage: Eukaryota; Fungi; Ascomycota; Eurotiomycetes; Chaetothyriales; Herpotrichiellaceae
Exons: 1
Coding region: 1-2139 (712 amino acids)
Cellular component (GO): cytoplasm
Molecular function (GO): ATP hydrolysis activity; ATP binding
Source: RefSeq, a predicted model, not a curated record